GCGAGCUUAAGCGCCGGGCGUCGGGGGAGGAGGGAGCGCCGGGCCGCUGCCUCCACCACUGCAGCUGCGGCCCCUGAGGUCGCUGCAGCAGCCCGGACCCCGCAGCCUCCGCUCGGUCGGCGUAGCGCCACGUCCUCUCUGCAACGCCGAGCCCGAACCCGACCCCCUGCCCGGCAGAAUGGCUGGAGCGCCUCCAAGUUACUGUUUCGUGGCCUUCCCACCACGCACCAAGGAUGGGCUGGUGGUCUUUGGGAAGAACUCGGCACGACCCAGAGACGAAGUGCAGGAGGUGGUGUAUUUCUCAGCUGCUGAACAUGAACCUGGGAGCAAGGUUGAGUGCACCUACAUUUCAAUCGACCAAGUCCCGAGGACACAUGCCAUAAUGAUAAGCAAACCUGCUUGGCUUUGGGGGGCCGAGAUGGGGGCCAAUGAGCAUGGAGUGUGCAUCGCCAAUGAAGCCAUCAGUACCAAGGAGGCAGCUGCUGAGACGGAAGGCUUGCUGGGGAUGGACCUGGUCAGGCUUGGUCUGGAGAGAGCCACGACAGCUAAGGGAGCCUUGGAGGUCAUCGUCACCUUGUUGCAAGAGCACGGCCAAGGUGGAAAUUACUAUGAAGAUGCCAGCUCCUGCCACAGCUUCCAGAGUGCAUACCUGCUGGUGGAUCAGAGUGAGGCCUGGGUGCUCGAGACCGUUGGGAAGUACUGGGCUGCUGAGAAAGUGACAGAGGGAGUAAAGUGCAUUUCCAAUCAGCUUUCGCUCACCACCAAGGUGGAUGAGGAGCACCCAGAGCUCCGGAGUUAUGCCCAGAGCCAAGGCUGGUGGACAGGAGAGGACGAGUUCAAUUUCUCCCGAGUUUUCUCCCCAGCUGAUGAUCACCUGGACUGCUGUGCAGGCAGAGACAGCCUUGAGAAGCAAGAAGAAAGCAUCACUGUCCAGACAAUGAUCAACGUCUUACGGGACAAAGCCAGUGGGGUCUGCGUAGACUCGGAGUCCUUCCUCACCACAGCCAGCAUGGCGUCAGUCCUGCCUCAAGAUAGAAGCCUGCCAUGCAUUCACUACUUCACGGGAACCCCAGACCCCUUCAGGUCCAUAUUCAAGCCUUUCAUCUUCGUGGAUGACGUGAAGCCUGUCCCCAAAACGCAGUCUCCCUGUUUUGGGGAUGAUGACCCUGCCCAAGAGGAGCCACGAGACCGCCGGCAUGAGCUGUACAAGGCCCACGAGUGGGCACGCGCUGUCCUCAACAGUGGCCAGGAGCAGGGGCAGCAGCUGCAGAGGACCAUGCUGGAGCUGGAGAAGCAAGGUCUGGAAGCCAUGGAGGAGCUCCUGAACAGCUCAGGCCCCCUGGACCCUGCCGAGGUGGGAGACCUGUUCUAUGACUGUGUCGACACGGAGAUCAAGUUCUUCAAGUGAAGGUAGUGGGCCCCUCCCCUCCUCUCUCAACACUUCCCACCGUACUAAGCGACCAGCGUCACACGCCCCCUCUGCUGCUGGAGGAGACGGAGGAGGUCGAGCUGUGGUCUCCCGUGCCGAAGCCAGAUGGAACUGUUCCUUCGUGUUCAGCCACGACCCUUCCGUUGUCCCCCUUCCUCUGCCAGGUCCCACACGUCCUGUCUGCCCGUCGUUAGGUUGUGUGAGUCACUGACUGCUAGCAUUGUUAUUUUGGUGACCACGGACUCAUUUGCUUUUCCUAAGAGCAGUGGAGUUCCAUCAUCCCCGGGCAGGGCUGGGGCUGGCCAGUGCAGCAGCCGUGCUGAGCCUCCCUCGUGGUCACGGUUCUUGCAGGUUCCCAAGAGGCAGCUCUCUGUGCAUCCAGAGUGCAGUCAAAGGAGAAGGGAGAGGCCCCAUGGCUCCGUUGCCUGGAGCGUGUGGCUGUAGCACUAGUGUCCCCAAGGGUACUGGGGGCUCCUCUCUGGUCCUAGCUCUCCCUCUGUCCCCAUGAUCUUGAAGAGAUGGGUUUCCAUUCUCUGUGCAUGGGAGCUGGUCAGCCAGCAGUUAGGUUUAGACAUGGCCAUGCCGGGGGCUUCCCUUAGACGUUCCAUGGCUGUCCCUGCCCAGCAGUGCACCUGGCACUUGGGUGCAGCCCUGGCAGACCCAGUUCCAGGUCGGGCCUCCAGCAUCUUGACUUGGACUCUUAACAGCCCCACAGUGCUGUGAGCCAUUCAGAAGGGCA
This is a messenger RNA of Ochotona princeps (American pika), 2168 nucleotides long. RefSeq names its product secernin 1 (gene SCRN1). The record is from RefSeq and is a predicted model, not a curated record. Gene Ontology annotation, biological process: proteolysis. Gene Ontology annotation, molecular function: dipeptidase activity; cysteine-type exopeptidase activity. Lineage: Eukaryota; Metazoa; Chordata; Mammalia; Lagomorpha; Ochotonidae. The transcript is spliced from 8 exons. Bases 179 to 1408 code for a protein of 409 amino acids.